UGUACAACACUGUACGGUAACAGAGCCUUUAAAACCCAUAGGGUAUGGGUCAGGCAGCACUGGAGUUUUUCUUCCCAAUCAGAAAGAUGUCGAUGGCGGCACCUGCAAUGAUACUGAACGAACAUUGACAUAGGGAAAUGAAGAGUAGAAAGGAUAAUCCUUUCUGGGGAGGGUCCCUGGAGUUUCAAGUUGGUCGGGACGUGAUUCACCUGCUCAGCGACUCCGGCACACUUUCCUAGUACUUCUCGUGAUCCAACCCCGACACCCUUCUCCUUCUUCCGGAAGAUACCUGGUAUCGUGUCCAAGGAGGCCAAACAACGAGACGAUUACUCAUCACCACCCCAUAUAUCCCUAAUCAGUCCCCAUAAAAUCUCUCAAGAAGAUGGAAUCUUCAAUGGCAGUCAUAGAUUCCAGCGCCCCUACAACCAUUUCCCCACCCAUACCGUCACAAGUAGCGCAAUCUGAGACCUGGGAUUGGUCAUCAUACUUAUCAUUGAAUGAAUCAAUCCUCCUACAUCUCGACGGUACCGCAGUCACAGAGAAGGUUAUUGGACAAGGCGGGACAGGCAUUGUCGUUGAGCAGGGACAAUAUGCGCUCAAGCUGCCUCGAAUCUCAAGAUAUACAAAGAUUGACGGAGUGCCUGUCGAAGUCGGGUCCUUAACACCUAAGGAAGGUGACUAUGAUGAGCGCCCUCCUCUUAUUGAAUCGAUCCAGACCGAAAAGGCUAUUUAUAAGAGACUGGGCGACCACUACGGAAUUGUACGCUGCUACAAUCUUUCAUCGAAUGAUGUUUCGAUUCAGAUGGAUUUGAUGAAGUAUGACCUUCGGCAUUACCUAGAGGAAAAGCGACCAGAUCGAAAGACACAACUAUCUUGGUUAACCACAAUAGCACAUACUAUAGCAUACAUCCACGAACAUCGAGUUCUGAUCGCCGAUAUUCGAUUAGACAACCUCUUGCUUGACGGCACUGGAGCUGUCAAAUUCUGUGACUUCAGCGAAUCGGCCUUGAUGCCUCUUGACUGGGAUCUCAGUGGUACUGAUGAUCUGGGGUUCUCGAUUUUGACCGAUAUUGGACAGUUCGGUGCGGUAAUGUACGAAAUCAUCACUGGGCUUAAAAGUAGAUUCCAUCUGAGACAAGAACGGAAGGGGCACGAGGACUUGUACGUUUGCCCACCACGAGAUAGCCUUCCCUCCACCGAAAAUAUAUGGUUAGGCUACCUCAUCGAGAAAUGUUGGACACAGUCAUUCCAGUCUGCUGAAGAGCUCGCCACAGAGCUAGAUAGGGAAAGAGAGGCCUUGGAGUUUUAAAAAGAUUGGAAAGCUUUGGCUAUAGGCAUAUGGCUGCCACUUCAUGGAGCGAUACCUCUCCGUUGUCCAGUUCACACUGCACGCAGAGCCGGUGAAGACAACAGAAACACAUGAUGCGUGACGUUGUGGCUGAAAUAAAUCAGCUUGGUCUGGACAUAUCUGGAAAGUGCAAUUCAACAGCACUGCGUUGCCCGUAGCUGCAUCAAUAGUGUCACGGCGUGGCGUUGGAGGAAAAGCUGCAGUUAGGCGUCCAUGGAGAUCCUGAUUGUGCAGGACCUCAUUAGUCCUUUAUUGCAGAAGCAAUUAUGCAAGUUCAGAGACCGAGCUCGAUAGUUCAGUAUGGUGAAGAAACAAUGCCCAUUCCGAUAGGUGAGGAAGAAGAAUGCGAUGUUGCUAAGAGACA
This is a messenger RNA of Exophiala dermatitidis NIH/UT8656, 1712 nucleotides long. RefSeq lists its product as uncharacterized. Gene Ontology annotation, molecular function: protein kinase activity; ATP binding. Lineage: Eukaryota; Fungi; Ascomycota; Eurotiomycetes; Chaetothyriales; Herpotrichiellaceae. Gene Ontology annotation, biological process: signal transduction; protein phosphorylation. Bases 383 to 1309 code for a protein of 308 amino acids. The transcript is spliced from 2 exons. Gene Ontology annotation, cellular component: cytoplasm. The record is from RefSeq and is a predicted model, not a curated record.